Molecule: messenger RNA, 1341 nt
Organism: Juglans regia (Persian walnut)
Lineage: Eukaryota; Viridiplantae; Streptophyta; Magnoliopsida; Fagales; Juglandaceae
Product: haloacid dehalogenase-like hydrolase domain-containing protein At2g33255
Exons: 5
Coding region: 172-921 (249 amino acids)
Source: RefSeq, a predicted model, not a curated record
GCUACCAAGAUGCCAUUCGCACAUUUUUCUCGCCUCAUUAUCAGUUCUUUCACGCCAAUAGUGAAUUGUCCCGCAAACUCGAACUCAAACUCAACCUGACCUCAACACCCUCCACCUCUUACUCACUGCCACUAAACGCCACUCUAUCUAUACUCACUUUUUAAAUACCCAAUGCGCUUAUCGUCCUUAUCCAAUUCCCUUCUAUUCUUGCACCCAAAACCCCCGUUUCCAAUGGCCAAUCUUACCACCACCAUCGCCACUUCCACUCCAAGGGCUCGUCUCAAGGGCAUCGUCUUCGACAUGGACGGAACCCUGACAGUCCCCGCCAUCGAUUUCGCCGCAAUGUACAAGGCUGUGCUCGGCGGCGACGAGUACCGUCGAAUCAAGGCGGAGAGCCCAUCCGGUAUUGACAUCUUGCACCACAUUGAGAACUGGAGCCCCGAUAAGCAGCAAAAGGCCUACGAGACCAUCGCCGAUUUUGAGCGCCGGGGUCUCGAUCGCCUCCAAAUCAUGCCCGGUGCAGCGGAACUCUGUGGCUUUCUUGAUUCAAAACAACUAAGAAGGGGAUUAAUCACUCGCAAUGUUAAGGAAUCUGUUGAUUUGUUUCAUAAACGGUUUGGGAUUACAUUUUGUCCAGCUCUUAGCAGGGAAUUCCGUCCUUAUAAACCAGAUCCAGCACCCCUACUGCAUAUCUGUUCGGUCUGGGAAGUUCUACCAAAUGAAGUAAUGAUGGUUGGCGAUAGUCUUAAGGAUGAUGUUGCUUGUGGGAAGCAAGCGGGAGCAUUUACCUGCUUGCUUGAUGAAACAGGGAGGUAUGACUCCCCUGUUUAUGCUAAUGUGGAUCUAAAGCCAGAUUUCAAGGUGUCUUCCCUUAAUGAAGUUUACUCACUAUUGAAUGAACAUUUCGACCUGGCGCCAUAAUGUCCAAAGCUUUUGACCGCAAGGACUAUGAAACUCCAAAAGGAGAAACAUUAGCUUGUCUUUAUGCAGGGAAGAAGUUGAUGUUCGAUUGUCAGAUCUUGAAAGGAACAACGGAGAUUUGACCACGAAGGUAGAGGAUAUUGACAAUAAGUGGUAUUAUUUAGCAAAAUAUGAGGGUUGGUCUUCUGUCCAAACCUGAGUUGAAGAUAUCAGUUUCUAUUUCGGUACUUAAUAUAACCCAUUAGUUUGGGAAAUUACCAAAUUGAUGCAUCCAAUGACAAAGAACCUUUUGCAGAAACAUUAAUAACCCAUCUUGGUGUUGUCAUGUACUGUAAUAUGGUGUUCAGCAACUCAUGUUAUUUGGAUGCAAUACUAUUGACUUCUUGUUUUUGUGCACCACUUGUAAAUUUCUCAAAGAUA